AUGAGGGAUGCCCGUGAAGAUGACGCCAUGGACCUGGAUCCGGUGGAAGAUGACCCUGUUGUUUGCGAGUUUGACGUAUUCGUAAACAAUACGGUACUCCAAGACCUGUUGGGUCGUAUUGCUGAGCCAGCCAAAACAAUUUCCGUGGCAAGCGAGUUGUGCAGCAAGCCCUUCGGCGAUUUGUUUCUGCUGCAGUACCCGCUGGAGUUGUCAACUUCCGAUUGCCCCAACGCUUCCAAGGAUGUGGACAUACAAAAUCGCAUUGCCCUAAGUUCCAACGCAACGGAUAUGCUGCCGUUGUCGACAUUGUCCAUCGGUAAGGAGUCGAAGCGCGAGGUGGUCGAUGAACGUACAUACGGAGUGGCAUCCAUUAUCAAGAAAACCAAACGAAGCAGUUGCCCCUACCUAAAGUUCGUCUAUGAUCUGGGUACAAAAUAUCCGGUGAACGUGAUGUCGCUAUCAGCUAAGAAGAGCUCUCGUGCUUCAAGCCCUUUUCUUCGAUACGAGCCCUCGGAUUUGACUAACACCAUCCACCUGUUCGACCUCUCCAAACCGGUUUCCGCCGACAAGAAGAAGACCUUGAAACUGAGGUCUGAAAUUGUGACUGGGGAUCACGUCUCUGAUUGCCUUGGCGUGCUCGUAGUGGAGGAGACCGAUAGCGGUUUGGUGCGGUCGCUGCAUAUUGUGCCGGUUCGCGGGGUGAUACAGCUGCGGCCAAAGGUUAAACCCUACAUGAGUGAGAUUGUAAAUUUCGACGACACUUUGAACAGCUUGUUUCAGAAUCGCAACCUGCAGUGGCGUGACGUGGGCAAGAUAAGCGAAAUGGAUUCGGCUGAAUCUCGUGAAAUCGUGCAGAUGUUGACACAGAGGUGCCGGACACUGCAACAACUUGCACGUAGGCCGAUAUACUUCCACGAAAAUCCGUCGAUGUACAUAAAUGCAGUCUGCUUUGCCCAGGAGUACGGCAAAUACCAGGAUGAAUGGCACCGCAGUCUGGAGUCAGAUGUGGAUGGCUACCAACACUCAACAAAUCCCGCAUUCAGUACAGACAAUGGUCAGAUAGCAUAUCGAUGCAUGCACGAAAACACGCCGAAUGUCCGUUUCAUGGGCACCUUGGAUGUGCGGACGCAGCUGAAGUUGCUGCUCACCCAGAGGUACAUAGACUCCUUUUACGCACUGAAGAAGGACAUUAUUGCGGGGCCUGAAGUAAGCGACGAUCAAUUGAUCGUAAUGCUGCAGGAGUUUGCGACCAACAUUGACGGCAACUGGAUUUUGUCGUCGGAGCAUGCGAUUCCCAAUUAUACCACAGAGGAUGAUUUUGACGAUGAAGAUCGCGCGUAUUUGAUAGUAUGUCGCGACGUGAUAUUGGGACUGUUUUAUCGCGAUGUUGUGAUGAGAGAUUUGUUGCAGAAGGGUGCGUACGGUCACGUGACCAUUGAGGCUGUGCACAGCCUCACUGGCCUCCCAGUGCGCAUGGUCCACGAGAUGAUAUCGCAGGUGGCAAUGCAACACGGUAAGCUCUGGACGCUUAAACUUAAGCGAGACAGUGAGUUUUAUAACAAGUACGGUGCCCUGAUGAAAACCUAUCAAGUCAACUGGAGCAACCGACUGCUGGAGAGCAUGAAGCAUGUGAAAACGCUGCGCGAGACCCAGAGCUCAAAAGUAUCGCAGAUUAUUUACCGAUACAUUCUAAAAGGCGCGAUAAUAAGCGCCUUAAAGAACCGCGUAUACUCUGCGGAGCAAAUUUCGCAGGAGCUCACUGCUCAGGGCUACUCCAUCGAUUCGGCGCCUGUGUUUGAGAGUUUGUUAAAGCAGGUGGCCAUACCAUUUUUACGCGGCGACAGGAAGAUGUGGGUGCUGAAGAAAAGCCACGUGUCGCUUAACUCGCUGAAAAUGGUCCUUUCAGGUCAAAACCACCCUGGCACCCGUCGGCUAACGUCUGACGAGGUGCGCCGGACGUUGCAGGACUCAGCGCUUCCGGGUUUUUUGAAGAGGCGCAUAUCCAUGAUGCCCUCGUCAUAA
Messenger RNA from Babesia bigemina, 2022 nucleotides. RefSeq lists its product as hypothetical. The transcript has a single exon. The record is from RefSeq and is a predicted model, not a curated record. Gene Ontology annotation, cellular component: nucleus; RNA polymerase III complex. NCBI's taxonomy places the organism in Eukaryota, Apicomplexa, Aconoidasida, Piroplasmida, Babesiidae. Gene Ontology annotation, biological process: DNA-templated transcription. Bases 1 to 2022 code for a protein of 673 amino acids.